This is a messenger RNA of Amphibalanus amphitrite, 1704 nucleotides long. RefSeq names its product chloride intracellular channel exl-1-like. The record is from RefSeq and is a predicted model, not a curated record. Lineage: Eukaryota; Metazoa; Arthropoda; Thecostraca; Balanomorpha; Balanidae. Gene Ontology annotation, molecular function: chloride channel activity. Gene Ontology annotation, cellular component: apical plasma membrane; cytoplasm. Gene Ontology annotation, biological process: chloride transport. The transcript has a single exon. The coding region runs from base 294 to 1058 and encodes 254 amino acids.
GCACACACCUGGCCGGGGCGGCACAAAGAGCAGCGGCGCCGGCCCGCGCCGCGGCUGGCUCCGCCCGUGCGGCGCGCUGCGGCGCCGCACCGCGCACCGCUCUCAGUCGGGGACGCGCGCGAGAGAGGGCGGCACCCCGCGCCGCGCCGCCGCCGCCGCCGCUGACGCUGACGCUGCCGUGUAAAUAAACCGCCGGCCGGUCGGCUGACCGGAGCCACCGCCGCGCAGUGUGACGCCAGCGGCCGUGCCCGCGGUGCUGUGUAGUGUGAUACCGAACUCGGCUGUGGAACGUCAUGGGCUCGGCCACGCUGCCCUCGAUGACUGUAUAUGUGAAGGCGGGCGCGGACGGCCGCCGUCCGGGAGCAUGUCCGUUCAGCCAGGCGGUCUACAUGUCUGCGCUGGCGGCGGAGGCUGCCGGCCUGGUGACCUGCGGAGAGCCUGUGCCCGUGCUGGUGUCCCGUCCACCAACAGAGUUCGCUCAGCACGGUCUGAAGCACGUGCCGGCCGUGGUGUGCGGCGGAGUAGCGCUCGACAACGCUGACGACAUCGCUGCCUACAUGCGGGAGGCGUUCCCGGGCGCGGGCCUGGCUUACAACUGUCCGGAGGCUGAGCUGGCCACUGCCGGCGUCUUCUCCCGCUUCUGCUUCUACAUGAAGGCGGUGUCGCGGGACCCGAGUCACCUGGAGGCCGAGCUGCGGAAGCUGGACGCGUUCCUGGCCGCCGCGCCGGGUCCGUUCCUCUGUGGCGCGCGGCUCUCUCAGCUCGACUGUGAGGUGAUGCCCAAACUGCAGCACCUGCGAGUGGCCUGCGCCGCGCUCAAGGGAUACACGAUUGGCGUGGAGCUGGCCCAUUUCUGGCGCUACAUGCACCAGGCGUAUUCGGAAGAGGCGUUUGUGCGCGCGUGCCCGUGCGACCAAGAGAUUGUGCUGCACUGGGCCGACCGGCCCGAGACGGACAAAUUGUCGUUUGAGCGGCACAAGGCGCUCUCGCGGGAGAAGCCAAAGUACUCACUGGAUGUGCCUGUUAGGGCGGCCGUGGUGACACUGGUGGACGACUGAGUGGACUGAGUGAACCUCCAGUGGACUGAGUGGACCGAAAGUGGACCGAUUGGACCGCUGAGGACCUAGAGCCGCCGCGAGACAGUGGCCCGAGCCGCGGUGGCUCGCAGGUCGGCUCCGGUCCGCCGUGCGGUGCCGCCGCCGCCGCGGGGCUUCGCUGCCAGUGCUGCGGUCAGCUGAAACUAGUCAGUCGAGACGCUCUCCUGGCCGCCGAUCUGUCACCCAGUCGUGACCCGCCCCGCCCCGCCCCGCCCCACCCACGUCGUCCGUACCGCCGCCAGUAUAAUUUGCCGCUAAUUUGACAGGGAGACAAGGGCCACGCCCUGCUCCACCCCUGCUAGUAUACGCUGUGCGCGCAGGAAUGGCUUCGGACGCGAGCAACAGCAUCAGCCGCGAGCAACAUGCUAGGCGGCGCAACAGAUGACGGUGAUAACGUCACUGUGACGUGCGUCACGGAGUUAUGCGGGCUGCCAAUGCGCCGGGCUGGGGAGAACUGAACGCUAUCGAGCUUCCACUACUUGCCUUAGCUGCGAGUGUUUAUUUAAAGAGAACGUAUUGUUUGAAUAACUGUUUUAGAUUAGUACUGUGAAGUUUGAUGUGCUGUCAUGUCGUAUAUGAUACAAGUCAAUACAAGUUGACGAGAUCA